This is a messenger RNA of Cylicocyclus nassatus, 943 nucleotides long. NCBI's taxonomy places the organism in Eukaryota, Metazoa, Nematoda, Chromadorea, Rhabditida, Strongylidae. The record is from the annotation of a GenBank genome assembly.
GCCGAUCGCGUCCUUUACCUUUUUUCGUCGUGUGUGGUCUGAACGGCGGGCGGAGCGUCGGCGAAGCGAAAACGCGCGCUUGCAGUGUUCAUGUUGCGAGCUCUUCACCAUGCACGAAGAAACCGAGAUUGAUGUCGUUGCUCUCUCACCGGCACCAUCGCAAAAAUCGUACAACAGUAAUCAGAAUGAGAAGAAAUACUUCUGUCAGCGAUGUUUGAAUCACGAUUUGCAAUUCCCAAGAAAAGGUCAUAAACCUGUUUGCAAAUAUGCAAAUUGUACAUGUAGUGAUUGUAUUAUGGUUGAACAGCGUCGACAGCUGAACAAUAUGCUCAGUAAAUCCAAGUUGGCUGAGUCGCCCAGGGAGACGGUAAAUGGACGUCGUGUGCGUGACCCGCAAUGCGCCCGAUGUCGACAACACGGGUUUCGGGUACCGUUACGGGGUCAUAAGCGGGUUCUAUGCCAAUUUGCCACCUGCAAAUGUGAAAUGUGUGAACUCGUUGAAGAUAGGCGAUCGUUGAUGGCAAAACAGAUAAAGCUACGUCGUGAUCAGCAACGGCAAAGGAACAGCAUUGACGAUCGGCAUAGUUCGGAUAGUACCGGUGACCAUGAGAUGACUGAACCCUCGUCGGCUGAAGUCUCUCCAUCACCUCGUAUCGAGUUACCACAUCCAGUGCCCGUCUAUCCAUGUGCACCGGCUCCUCUUACACCUCCACAACUUCCCGCUCUACCGAUAGUUCUUCCACAGACUCCUGUCUUAGCACCGGUUCCAAACCCCUUCCUUCUUCCAUUGCCACUUUUUCAAAUGUUCACGCAGCUAGCACAAAAUCCUCAUUAACUCGGCAAAAUUGUUCCGAAAUCGCUUUUUCCAGGUGUAAAGUACCGCUUAUGUUAUUCACGUCAUUGCUAGCACAACGCAAACACUGCUCCCUCUCUUGUGUCAUAC